Messenger RNA from Myxocyprinus asiaticus (Chinese sucker), 2985 nucleotides. It is a transcript of the gene nkd2b, whose product is annotated as NKD inhibitor of WNT signaling pathway 2b. Gene Ontology annotation, molecular function: calcium ion binding. Lineage: Eukaryota; Metazoa; Chordata; Actinopteri; Cypriniformes; Catostomidae. Bases 192 to 1538 code for a protein of 448 amino acids. Gene Ontology annotation, biological process: negative regulation of Wnt signaling pathway. Gene Ontology annotation, cellular component: cytoplasm. The record is from RefSeq and is a predicted model, not a curated record. The transcript is spliced from 10 exons.
UUCAACAUCGCAAACACGAGAUCAUCUCGGCAAACUCAAGCACUAAAGUCAUCCGGCGCUCUUCUUUACUAGAUAUUCAAAGUGAAGCCGUCCUCGUCUAGGCGCGCGCUAAGGAUUUACCUUUUCAAACGGGAUACAAUGUAACCAUGAUUGAGUCAUGCAGAAGUUCUCUUAACUGAAGAAGUGAUACGAUGGGGAAACUGCACUCAAAACAUGCUUGCAAACGUCGAGAGAAUCCCGAAGGGGAUAGUUUUGUUGCGAAUUCCUUUAUUUCAAGAGGAGGGCUUGAAGAAGGCGAGAGAUUUGGCACAUCUGAUCCCAGUCUGAAAGAUUAUCAGAGCUGCGAGCUGAAGGAGGGACAGUUAUCGGCUCAUCGCAUCCCCCUGGCGGUGGUUUUGCCUCCGGAGAAGGCCGAGGGAUGUGAGAGUUUUCUGCAGUAUCUGCACGCUGAGGAUGGAGAGAAAGACACACUGAAGGAAACCUGCAAAUCAAAGAAACGCAUCAGUCUAGAUGACCUUGAGUGUAACGUGUCGCUGGGUGAUGACAACAGGCAGGAAUGGGUCUUCACCCUCUAUGAUUUUGACAACAGUGGAAAGGUGACAAAAGAGGACAUGUCCAGUCUGAUGCACACUAUCUAUGAUGUGGUGGAUGCGUCUGUCAAUCAUUCCUGUAACAGCAAACGAAAGACCCUUCGCGUCAAACUGAUGGUUACACCUGAACAUGGAGUUUGCAGGAGAAACCCUUCACACCUCGGGACUGAAAGAGACGUGAAUCGUAUGAGUCGCGUUGAGUCUGAUCACCCAGAUCACAACAGACGGCAGCACACACACAUCAGGGGUCAGACUGCUGAACCCGAGAGGAAUCAUUACUGUGUGGAUGAGAACACAGAGAGGAGGAAUCACUAUCUGGAUCUGGCUGGAAUCGAGAACUACACCUCCAGAUUUGAAAGUUCCUCUCCACCUGCAGCCCAACAAGAGCAGACCUCGCGAGGUUCACAAUCCCAGAGUCGAUCCCGAUCUCACGAGCCAGAGGCCCACGCCCACCAGCGGUGCUCGCAGGUCAUCGCCGACCACUGCGUAGCUCUGGACCCACGCACGCGAAACGGGCCCCAGUUCAUCAAAUCGCCCAAGGGGACGUCCAAAGGAGCAGGUAUCAGCCAGGCAGUGGCCAACGGAGGGAGCAAGAUCAGCAAGUGCCACGGCUACUAUCCGCCCAUGCAGGGCGUGCACGCACCGGGUGGCCAUGGGGGUCAGGAUGUGUAUCACCUACCCCAACAGAGCCAUCCACAACCGGGUCACCAACACCCUCUCCAACACAGCCACAGCAAGAGAUUGCGGGCCAAAGCGAGAGAACAGCCCAUGUCGCCUUCUAAACAACCCUCACCCAACAGUCCAUCGGCGCUCGAGCGUGAGCAGUCCUCUGGCAUGCUUUCGGGCAGCACCACAGGCUUUGUGGUGCCAGUCGUCCAGCGACACGAGCACCACCAUCACCACGAACAUCACCAUCAUCACCACUACCAUCACUACCAUCAGACAUGACUUCCUGUAACACAUCGCCCUGCUCGCCGCAACUGAAGGAAUUGCAACGGAACGGUCGCCCCCGAUUCUUAAAGGGAUAGCUUACCCAAACUUGUGUCGUUGUAAACCUGUACAACUUUCUUUUGCUGUCUUGUUUACAAUGAGAGUGGAAGGGUAUUGGGGCUGUAAAGCUCCAUAAGUACAAAACAAAUAACAUAAAAUGUUCAUCAAAGUAAUCGACCCGAUUCAUGAGCUAUAUUCCAAGUCUGAAACGUACGUCGUUACUCUCUGAAAUCGACAUUCUGGCCAUAAGUAACUCGUGUCCCGUAAGGUUUUGACAGACAUGUAGGUGAAUAAAUAACAACAGAAAUUUCAUUUUUGGGUGAACUAUUGCUCUAAACUCAUUACGCCCAGUCUGCUUUCACUGCGGAUAUGCGAUCAUCACUGAACAUUGCAUGUAACUGAGAUAUUCCUGAAGUCACACAUCAAAAUCAGAUAUUUUUAUUCGAAGUCCAGCUCUUCAUUUGUGUCAGGUUUGGAAGGAUCAUUCCUGCUAUGCAUUACCUUUAAAACUCUGUAACUUGAAGUAUAAUUUGCGUUGCGUUUCUUUAAAAUGGUGUUCCAGACAUUCGGAAGUAUGCUCUGGUCAAAUUCAGGCACUUAAAGGAAUAUUCCGGGUUCAAUACAAGUUGAGCUCAACUGACGGCAUAAUGUUGAUUACCACAAAAAUUAAUUUCGACUCGUCCCUCCCUUUCUUUAAAAAAAAGCACAAAUGUGUGUUCCAGUGAGACACUUACAAUGGAAGUCAAUGGGGUCAAUCUGUAAACAUUAAAAUAAAGAAGUUCAUUGUGAUCUUUUUACAUUUUAAAUGGAUAGAUUUAUAGAAAUGAAUGAUUUCUAUAAUUUUAUCAAACAGGAUGGAAUGUUUUAAAGUGAGACAAACCAACUAAUUCCACAAAACAUCACAGAAUUAUUACGAUCUCCAAAAAAUGUGAGUUUGAUAUUUUAUCUGUUAUAUCAGGCAGAUAUGAUGGGUGACUCUGAAAUGUACUGCAUUGUAGGAAUAACCCCGUAACAUGUCAAAUUGUACAGUAAGCCGUGUUGUUCUUGAUGUUUCUCUGCCGCUCAGAUGUGGUUUUGUGUGACGUCUACAAAUAUUUUCUCCUAUAUGUGGAUCUCAGGUGAAUGGUGCUGCUUUGUAGCUUUUCUGGAAAAAAAAAAAAAGAGGCAAUUUCUCCUUUAGGAGACCCGCCGUGGACUGAAGGUCUCCUCUCUUACUAGAGAAAAUAUCACCACUGCUAGUUUUAAUGCUAAAAUAUCUUCCUUUAUGUUUAUAAAUGAAAACUAUAUGAAUUUAAACAUUUUACUGUAUGAUUAUACUCCAAAUGCAUAUUUAUCAGGAUUUAUCCGUAUGCAUCUAUGCUUUUGUUUUUGAUAUAUGUUUUAAUAAAAUACUUAUUAUCUAGUG